AUCUCAACUUGCGCGUCCUCGAAUAACCGUCAAUCAUCAUAUUCUCAGUAACUAGUACUCUUCUUUUCCUCGCUAUGGAUGCAUAUACUUACACUUUUCUAUUUUCCAGGAAUCCCCAAGUUUUUCCGUUAUAUUUCUGAACGGUACCCGCUUACCUCCCAGUUGAUCGAGGAGAACAAGAUUCCAGAAUUUGGCUCACAUCCAAAUGAUGAAGACGCUCACUUCAGAGUAUCCGAAGAGCAAAUAUAUACUGCGAUAUUCGCAUAUGUGGACCUACUGUUUGGUAAGAUAAAGCCAAAGAAACUCUUCUUUAUGGCAGUGGAUGGCGUGGCUCCGCGGGCGAAGAUGAACCAGCAACGAAGUCGACGGUUUCGCAGUGCCAAGGAAGCGAAGGAGGUCAGAGAGAUUGCAGAGUCGAAAGGAGAGAAACUUCCAGAAGAGAAAGCGUUUGAUAGUAAUUGCAUUACACCAGGUACCCCCUUCAUGGCUAGGCUAUCUGCCCAGCUACGUUACUUCGUGAACAAGAAGAUUACCGAUGAUGCUAAUUGGCGUGGCGUACAAGUCGUAUUAUCCGGUCAUGAAGUACCAGGUGAAGGUGAACACAAGAUUAUGGAAUACAUCCGACUGUCAAGAGCUCAACCCGAUUACAACCCCAACGUCCGACACUGUUUGUACGGUCUUGACGCUGACCUCAUUAUGCUUGGCCUUUUGAGCCAUGAUCCCCACUUCUGUCUCUUGCGAGAGGAAGUGAAGUUCGGGCCUGCCGCGAGGAAGAAGGGUAACAUCAGUCUGGAAAACCUCAACUUCUACCUUCUACAUCUCUCGCUGAUGCGUGAAUACCUGGACCUCGAGUUUCGCGACAUAGAACACAUUCUCGCAUUCGAUUACAGCCUAGAGCGAGUCAUCGAUGAUUUCAUUCUACUGGCAGUCUUCGUCGGAAAUGAUUUUCUACCUAAUCUUCCAGAUUUACAUAUCCACGAGAACGGACUGGAGCGCUUAUUUGAUGUGUACAAGAAAGUUUUGCCAUCGAUGGAUGGUUAUAUAAACGAGAACGGGGUUAUCAAUACCAAGCGGCUGCAGGUCGUCCUGGACGAAAUGACCAUAUGGGAGCGAGAAAUAUUCGAGAAAGAAUAUGGAGACGCGAAUUGGUUUAAGGGAAAACGGGGCAAACACGUCCAAGAAAUGGAACAUGCGCGCAAGCGUGCUAAGCUUGUUCUGACGCGCCCUCAACGAGAUAUUUUUGACCAAGUGCGGCAAUUUGUCUUGCAAAGUCGCGGGAAACCAUCACAGCACCGAACUGCGGCCCUCACAAUGCCCAACACAUUCCCCGCCCGGGAACGAAAGUUCAUCAGCACCCUGGCGGAGGAGUUGCAUCUGUCUGUCACUUGGGAUGAGUUCGAUAAAGAGGACCAGAAUCUUGUCACAUGGCGACUCCCCGGGGCUUUGGACGAACCCUUGCCAGAAUCUGAUGCUGAGCCAGUUAAUGGACACGGAAAUUCCGAAGGCGAAUGGGAAGAUGUGGACGAGGAAGAUGAAGAAGGCAGGGUUGCAGUCGAUCGAGUGUUGAAGAAAUUUGACAAGGCGCCCGUGGCGGAUGACGAUGACGGAGGAGGUUUCGACGCUCGACAUGAACAAUCCGUCAAUGACAAAAUGGCGGAAUGGAAACGAGAAUAUUACAAGGGAAAACUUGGGAUCUCCUACGAUGCCCCCGAAGAGAUGCACCAGUUAAUUUACCGCUAUACAGAGGGCCUACAAUGGGUUAUGCACUACUAUUAUAGUGGCAUUGCCUCCUGGGGCUGGUUUUACGACUACCAUUACGCGCCACGGAUAUCGGAUUUACGCGGCCUUGGUGACAUGUCGUUCACAUUCGAGCUGGGCAAACCUUUCCAUCCUUUUGAACAAUUGAUGGGCGUCCUCCCAUCCGCAAGUAUGGAUCAUAUUCCGCAAGCCUACCAAGACCUGAUGUAUGAUCCAAAUUCACCGAUAUUGGACUUCUACCCCCCCGAAUUCGAGCUAGACCUCAAUGGGAAGAAGCAAGAAUGGGAAGCGAUCGUUAAGAUUCCCUUCAUUGAUGAGCAACGGCUGUUGCGAGCAAUGAAAUCACGAGAACAGAGGUUGACUCCAGAAGAGCGCCGCCGCAAUGGCUUCGGGACCAGUACCAAAUUUUCCUUCGAUCCUGGAGAGACUACGGUCUAUCCUUCAUCAUUGCCAGACUUCUUCCCUCCCAUAUAUCGUUGCACAUGCAAGAUGGAAUCCUUCGACCUACCGACUCUUGAUGGCCUUCAUCUUGUGCCUGGACUAUGUGAAGGUGUAUGCCUCGGUGCCUCAGCUCUUGCUGGAUUCCCGUCCCUCGAUACCUUACCCCACACAGCACAACUAGGUUUCCACGGUGUCAAUGUACACGGCUCCGAAAGCCGGAACAAGUCCAUGGUGGUUCACAUCCAAAAUCCUCACGAAAACCGCAAGACAGAAGAUAUCGCCGAGGAAAUGGUCGGCAAACGCACUUUCAUCGGAUGGCCUUUCUUACAAGAGGGGCUCGUCGUCGCGGUGUCUGAUUCGUUGUUCAAAUACGAGAAGUUCAAAGUCAUACCCAGUGCACCUCCAAAGGUCGUUUCCAAUCCACAUUUCCAGCAGGGCUUGGGUCAUUGGAAGAGUAAAGCUGAACGGAUCGAGUCGGUAUAUUCGAAGAAAUGUGGAGUUAUUACUAGUGACGUCGAUGUCCUUGUGCACGUCCGUCCGCUGAAAGGUUUGAAACGCUUGGAAUCAGGAGCAUUAGUUAAGGACUACGAGGGACCUGAUAAAGAGCUCGAACAAGCUGUCCAGAUGGUCAUCUCAGAAGUUGCGUCUGAAGAUCCCAGGUUUCUCGAGAAGGAUGCUCCACCUCUGUCAGAAGAAUUCCCUGAUGGAACGAACAUUUUUUUCCUGGGCGAACAUGCAUAUGGUGUGGCUGCCCAGGUGUCUUCAACUACCGACAGCGCUCUGUCUGUUGUCUUGGCAUUCUUCCCUUUAGACAAAGCGGAAAACGAGAAGUUCCAGACUAUUGUUGAGAGUCGUGUUUCCCAGCACUACUUGCCAUCAUUCAAAGCAGCCUCCUCACUAAGGAUGUCACCCAGAGCGCUCUCCAAGAUCACAUCUAGCUUCAUGGUCCUCACGUCUGAUCAUCAAAAGAACAAUCUCGGACUAAGUAUCAAGUUUGAGGCCAAGGCCUUGAAGGUCAUCGACUACUCAACGAAGUCUGGUCGCUAUUGGGAGUUUAGCGAGAAGGCAGUUGACCUCAUCCGUGAAUAUAAGGAUAAAUUCCCGGAAGUAUUUGGGAUUCUGGACCAAGGGGGCGACGAUAUGGCCCGGGCUACGGACAUCUUUGACUCCCAUGCUGAUGCUAAGGUCAAGGAAGUGAAGUCUUGGCUCAAAUCCAAGGGCGUCCGAGAUUUAGAGCCAGUCUCGCUCUUUUCGGACAACCUAGCGAAGAGUACCGUCAAAGAAAUUGAAGAGCUCGCCGACGAAAUCAAUAAAAACAGAUCAAAAACGGCAAUCAAGAAAGUCAUCGUGAAGAACAUCCCUCGUCACGCAGUUCUCAAACCAUCGCAUGCUAUCUAUCGACUCCAGAACCAGCACUUUGCUUUGGGAGAUAGGGUCACUAUGGGCGUUGUCAUCGGGUUAAACUCGAAGUCGAUGGAUGUCGUGUGGGAUGUCGCAUUUAUGUCUGGUACGACGCUUGGGGACAGAUGUUCUCAGUAUCGGGGCUCAACCGUGGAGUUUAACUCCUGUCUGAACCUUAGCAAUCCCCAAUUCAUUGCCUCUACCUCCACUCGCCCAAACGUCCCUUUCAAACCUCGAUCCGGCCCGUAUCCGGCCAUUCAGCCUGCUCCUGGGCAUCAAGCUGUUGCUGGAUUCCGUCCUGCUGAACGGAGUCAACCUGUAGCAAUUAUGUCCAAUCCAAACCGAGGCCGUGGAGGGCAUGUCACUCGUGCAGCUCGUGGAGGCCCUCCUUUCAUUGGCCGCGGAGGACCACCAGUCAAUGGACGAGGUGGACCUUCCAUCAACGGUCGUCCAGCGCCGACAGCAGAAGGCACCUCACGAGGCGAAGCUUCCGGAUCGACAUCACAACUUGUCGUGAACGCUGACAAUCAACCUCCCUCUCAUGACAAUGGUGCACCCAGCAGAGGCGGUGCGGUUCAUCACCCGUAUCCUCAUCAACAUCCCAGAGGUGGUUUCCGAGGACGAGGGUUCGCGCCGCAUUUUGAUCGCGGGAGAGGAAGGGGUUUCCGAGGAAGGGGACGUGGAGCUUUCAUUCAUCCUAUCGAGUCUUCAUGAGCUUUGUGUAUUUUUACCUUCUUAUCUGUAGCCUUGCUGUAGCCUUCGUGUAGUUUGGAUUCGCUUGUUGUCCGUUCAAUGUCAUUUUUCGCAGUCAACGUCCAGCAGUGCC
This is a messenger RNA of Suillus paluster, 4426 nucleotides long. Its product is annotated as exonuclease II. The record is from RefSeq and is a predicted model, not a curated record. Gene Ontology annotation, cellular component: nucleus. The transcript has 21 exons. Gene Ontology annotation, molecular function: RNA binding; 5'-3' RNA exonuclease activity. Bases 79 to 4314 code for a protein of 1411 amino acids. Gene Ontology annotation, biological process: rRNA catabolic process; nuclear-transcribed mRNA catabolic process. NCBI's taxonomy places the organism in Eukaryota, Fungi, Basidiomycota, Agaricomycetes, Boletales, Suillaceae.